Molecule: messenger RNA, 2915 nt
Organism: Peromyscus maniculatus bairdii (prairie deer mouse)
Lineage: Eukaryota; Metazoa; Chordata; Mammalia; Rodentia; Cricetidae
Gene: Snx22
Product: sorting nexin 22
Molecular function (GO): phosphatidylinositol phosphate binding
Source: RefSeq, a predicted model, not a curated record
CGUAGGGAAGCCUGGCUGCCCUAGGGAGUUUGGGUGCCUUUGCGCGCCAUCAAGGAGAGGCUGCGGUGGGGUCAGGGCGCGGAUGCUGGAAGUUCACAUCCCCUCGGUGGGGCCCGAGGCCGAAGAGCCCAGGCAGAGUCCAGAGAAAGGCCACAUGGUGUUCCAAGUGGAGGUGCUGUACAGUGGACGCAGACACACCGUGCCGAGGCGCUACAGCGAGUUCCACGCUCUACACAAGCGGAUCAAGAAACGGUACAAAGUGCCUGACUUUCCCUCAAAACGCCUGCCCAACUGGAGGACCAGAGGACUGGAACAGCGCCGGCAGGGCUUGGAGACCUAUAUCCAGGGUAUCCUAUACCUGAAUCAGGAUGUGCCCAAGGAGCUAUUGGAAUUCCUGAGACUUAGACACUUCCCCACAGACUCCAAGGCCAGCAGCUGGAGCACCCUGAGGGAAUUCCUGCCUAGCGACACCAGCUCACAGCUGCACCACAGACCCGUCAUUGGCUUCUGUAUGGACCCCUACAUUUACAGCCCUUCCCCAGCACCUCUCCCGGAAGUGGUGGUGGACGGUGUACUCCAGGGCCUCUAUGGCUUCAGCACUAGCCCAGCCGAAGGCUAACCGUCAUCCUGCUCCAUCGCCAAUGUCCUGACUAGCCCAGUCUUUGGGUCACUUGUCAGGACAGUUAUGUGCCUCAGUCCUAGGAGUUCCAUAUGAGAAACUGGGUCUUCCCUUGGACUGGUCUCAGGGUGUAACUAGCUGAGGCUCAGGUGUGCCCAACCCCACUCAAGGCUCUGAGCUCGGCUUGCACUGACAGCUGCAGUUGGUAGACCUCAAGACUCUUCCAAGUCAAGAUCAAGAAAAAAGCAUAAAGUCAUUCCAGACACAGGCUGAGAAGAUUCAGGUGUAUUUCCUAGCCCAGCUUGGCAGGUGGCAGAAGCUACCAUGAGGCUCAGUAGCUGGCUAGCCUGUGCCUGAUGAUUAGUGGGUACCACCUAGGCACAUGCUUAGGCAGGAGCCCAAGGAAGGGGCAUGCAUCUAUCGCCACGUAAGAGUCCUAGACAUGCUGGGAUGUACACUCGGGACAGGUGCUACAGACACAGCCCACACCUAAGUUAUUAAAAAAAAGAAAACCCACUUUUUUUAUUGAUCAGAAUUGAUAAUUUGAUAUAAAAACCAGGCCUGUGGAAUGUGAGGGGUGUGAGUCCACCCCCUCUGAUGGAAGCAUUGGGGCCGAGUGGCAUGGGGCCUGUGACUGGCUACCUUCACCCCUGGGGGGUGGUAAUGGGACCUGCAGUACAGCCACUUGGAGGGAUGGGGUCCCUGAGACUCUACUCCUUGGCAAUGGCAAAGGGCUUCUCCACUUCAAUCUUGCCACAGUCUGCAAUGAUCACAUCCUUCAGGGGCUUGUCCCGACUGUCUGUCUUGGUGCUCUCCACUUUCCUCACUACAUCCUAGAAAAGAAAGGCAGGAAAGGAGGAGUGGGCAGGGUGGAGGUCGAGACACACACACACACACACACACACACACACACACACACACACACACACACACACGCGGAUGUGCGCGCCUGGGAGUCAGCCCCAAGUGAGUGGCUUAGAAGGGUUGAGACCCUCAUGAGAUGAACACAGAAACCCAAGGAACUGAAGGCCAGGGUGAAUGCAGAGCAUGAUUAGCUGACCCAGUACCGCUCAGAGUGUCUGAAAAUCCCUGAUUCAGUGAACGACUGAACACAGGUCCUGGCAGCUGGACAAACUCAACAAGGUCUUCUGGACAGGCUGUCUGGGGUCUGGGAGGGCUUAGGACCUUGCGGCAAUGGAAAUGAAGGCUGAGUAUCAUGUAUUUUCUUCUUUUUUCCUGAUUGUGGUGUUGGGGGCUGAACCCAGGGCCUUAUGCGUGCUGGGUUAAGCACUCUCUCAUGCAGCCACAGUCACAUACAUGGACAGUCUGAAAUGUGGUCUCACAUUGUCCAGCCUGGCCUUGGACUUCUGAGUUCAAGUGAUCCCCUUGCCUCAGCCUCCCCAACAGCUAGGACCAAGGCACUCGGUCAGGCUGUUUGUUCUUACACCCCCGGCCCUAUGCCAGGCUGUGUCUGUGACUCAGGUGCCUGUGGGGAAGCUUUCCUACUUGAAGUCCUUGCCUAUUCCAGCUGGAUCCUUGGUAAGGACUAGCGGGGUUCAGCCCUCACUUUUAAACUUACCAUGCCCUCUAGAACUUUGCCAAAAACCACAUGUUUGCCAUCCAGCCAGGAUGUCUUGACGGUAGUUAUGAAGAACUGGGAGCCAUUGGUGUCCUUGCCCGCAUUGGCCAUGCUCACCCACCCAGGCCCGUAAUGCUUCAGCUUGAAGUUCUCAUCUGGGAAGCGCUCACCAUAGAUGCUCUUCCCUGGGGAGAGAAUCAGUAGGUCAGGGAGUUGAGCCAAGGUGGGCUGAACCACAACAGAUGCCCGGGUGAGGAUCUAUGGGACUCAGACUGUCCUGUCAGGCCAGGCGUGACUGGCAAACAAGGACCUGAAAACAGCCUUCCUAUCUUCUACCCAAGCCAUCGGAAACUAGACCACCUGGGGUACGAGGUCAGGCUGACUUGGGCGAUGUACUAUGAGUAGUUUUAUGACUGUCAUGGGACAUAAUAUCUAUCCUUGGCUGUGUCCUGAGGCCUAUAGGGAGGGACUUUGCAAAAGAGAUGCCUUGGUGCUAUGCAGGAUGCUGGGAGUGUGGAACCCUUCAGAAAAAAAAGGGCUGCUACAGCCAACCAGAUUGCCUUUCCAGAGUCACAAGACAGGUGCAGCUGCAGAGCAGAAGAGAAGAUGGGGUCAGCUGGGGAAGGAAAAGCAGGACUCAGGGCCGUUCUCUGGUUUCUUAAAAGCCAAGAGCCUCUUAUCAAGACGAGCAUAAAAUAAAAAAUGCUUAUAAAUAAG